Messenger RNA from Carassius carassius (crucian carp), 2030 nucleotides. It is a transcript of the gene gnb1l, whose product is annotated as guanine nucleotide binding protein (G protein), beta polypeptide 1-like. The transcript has 6 exons. Lineage: Eukaryota; Metazoa; Chordata; Actinopteri; Cypriniformes; Cyprinidae. Bases 167 to 928 code for a protein of 253 amino acids. The record is from RefSeq and is a predicted model, not a curated record. Gene Ontology annotation, molecular function: protein binding.
GCAACUUGUUUUUAAAAAUUCAGGCAAUGCUGAAGACAGCUCUUCUCCGCUGCGGGUCUUAUCAGUUUCCCCGUCGCAUGUUCUGAUUUCAUCCGUCGCACGCGGGAUUUGCAGUUCAUACAGGGUACAGAUCAUUGAUGAUGUUAACUGAGCAGUUGCUACAGUGAUGUCCCGUCCUCCUCCAGACCCACUGUUCAUCCUGAGGGGUUCAGGGGCCACAGUGAACAGCCUGCACUUCUGCUGUGGUGGGGAUGGGCCACCAUAUCUCUACUCCGGGUCAGGUAAAGGUGCAAUCCAUAUGUGGAACCUGACAACCAGGAGAGCAGAGCGCAUUCUAGAGAGCCAUUCUGGGAACUCUGUUAUCUGGCUCUACACUUUAACAGACAGCAGAAGCAGAUUUGUCAGUCAGGGCCGGGACUUGCGGGUGUGUGUGUGGGAUCUGUCUGAAGGCCGCAGCACAGUGACGGACUCUCUCCUCACGGGCAGUGUGGGGUUCUGUCAGUGCUCUCUGCUGGAGAGCCGAUCCGGAGGCGCUCUACUGGCCCACCCCACAGAAAACACGGAGGAGGUGAGUGUGGUGGAGAUGAGGAGCUGGACUCCAGUUUGCACUCUGAAACCAGAUUCAAAGCUGGGGAUGCUCAUGUGUGUGAAGAUGUGGCAGAUGCACGACUCCAUACAGAUGACCAAUCCUGGGGUCUCCCAGCUACGUAUCCGUGCCGACGGAAAGAUCCUUGCGACUGCGGGAUGGGACAACAACAUCAGAGUGUUUGGCUGGAAGAAACUGAAGCCAUUGGCUGUUCUGCAACAUCAUACUGACAUGGUGAAUACUGUGGCUUUCUCAGACCAUCAGGACCCCCCACAGAGACUUCUGGCCGCAGGGUCCAAGGACCAGCGGAUCAGUGUGUGGUCUAUAUAUAGCGAAAGUUGAGUUUGAAAGACAGAGGCCCACUUUACCAUUUCCUUCAAACUGAUUGUUGCAAAUUACUCUGACUUUAUUUACAUACUUGAACAUGGUGCUAAUAUAUUUUCUUUGAAUGAAAGCGCCUAAAUUAGUGGCUGACUGCCAUUCAGAGGUGGAACUACAACAUAGUCAUUUAGAAAGACGUGUAGCACUGUUGCCGUUACUUGUUUUUCUAAAUGAAUGAGUUCUUAUUGGUAAAAUGCUUCAAAAUCAAACAAAAAAGCAGCUAAUAUAAACACACUCCAAGUGUUUUGUAGUAGUUUACCACAAUCGCGAUAGUUAUUUAGACAUGUUUUAUUGUCAAAGGCAGAGCUUAAAGCGUCCUCUCUGAUCUGUUUGCUUUACUCCAAGCUGAUGUGCUUCAGUAGGUGUGUAUUUGCUCUUGUAGUCGCACCUGAGUGGCAAAGUAAUCCAGCGAUGUUUUUCCAAAUUUGCCUCCAAGUUUAAGAUUGCCCUCUGGACUGACCUGCAUACAUCACACAGGGUUAAUCACAAGGGCUCGGGCUCCACAGACAGGCCUGUUUGUUAGAAAGAUUCAUUGAGCAUGUUUUGUUUCGUUCUUCCCUUUAAGCACAGGAGCUAAUGAAGGCAGCUUUAUUUUCAGCCUAAAGACAAGGUUGACCUCUGUGUUCGGAUGUGUCUAAAAGACAAACUAGUUAUUUUUGCAUUUAUUGCUUUUUCUCUGUUAAUACAGCGCGGCUCAUUCACCAGAGUAGUUUGUCAUUUUUCUUUUUGUUUACUUUUUUUGUACUUUUCCGUUUUUUUUUUUUUUUACACACACAUUAGGAAAAGUGAUAUCUAGUAUUGUUUUCACUAUUUCUAAAUAAGAUUCUUAAGUAUGAAUUGGAACCAACCAAGUCUUAUUCAAAACCAGCUCCGAUUUAGAUGUUUUGGUUCAGGCUUGGUUCUUUUAAUGAUUUGAGAAUGAACGACUUAUGAACUGAUUCUUUUUGGUUAAUCAAUCAAUACAUAAUAAUCCGUGUAGUGUAAUUUUCUAAUGGCUUUUAUGAACCGAUUACUUUGGUGUAUCAUACAAUAAACCAUGACCCAGUGUGCUUUGAUUCACUAA